UCUUACAGGCGCGCUGAUCCCACCGUCACAAAGUCAGUCCUCGACCUGCUCCAAACACGCAUCUAAUUCUAAAGCGGAGAGCUGAUGGAGGCUGCGGUUGUGAGAGCCAAGCUGGUCCGGGAGGUGGACUUGAACAGCAACCUGAUGAGCAGCGACGUGCAGGUGAGGAGGCUCCAGGAGCUCGUACUCAGGCUGGAGUUCCACAACGAGCAGCUCCGGACGCGGGCAGGCGCCGGGGGUCGCUGCCCCUGUGCGGCGUCUUCCUGCCGGUUGGCCUCCCUGGCGGCACCGCAAGGGGACCAUGACGGAUGUGUGCCGCCCGGCCUCGACGAGGUGGAGCUUUUGGACUUGGAUGUUCUUGGACCCCGAGAUGAUGAAACAUGGUUGUACGUGUCGCCCAAAGAGUCAGAAAUGAAGAGCUCCAUAACGCCGCUGCAGUGGUGUCGGCACGUGCUGAACUCUCCAGAAUGGGAGGUGAUAAGGCGUUCACUGUGCCUCAGGCUGAAGUCAGCAUCCACGGCUUCCUGCUGGCGCAGAACACUAUCCAGCCCCUGCCCCGCCUCUCCCCCUCCACCUCUGGGCAGAGUUGCAGGCGUAUCCCCCAUUGGCACGCCCUGCUCACCCCUUAGGUCAUCUGAGUUGCAAGCGUCUUCACCGCGCCGUCGUCAGAGUCCCGUCGGCAAGACAAGGACUCCCACCUUCAUCCCCCACCUCACCCGAGGUAACAGCCUGCAGAGCCGCAGCCCUCGUCCACGCAUGGACUCUGACCCCUUCCCUCCGAGGAUAGAGGACGACGACUCGGUCACUCACAGCUACAAACUGCUGGACAUAACCGACGUGCGGGUGGUGGCACGGCUGCAAGAGGAGAGACUCAGGCAGGACUACGCCAGUGCGUCGUUCACACUGGCCAACCGACGCAGCCAGAGCGCCACCUUCCCACUCAGCGUUCGCCCCGACCCGGAGGAGGAGGGAGACGACGAAGAUUUCGGUCCCCUGCCGCCUCAUCUCAGCGUCUCCCCGCUGUCGCACGGCCGCAUCUUCUCCAGCGCCCGAGACUGGCAAAGAAGCAGCAGCUUGCGGUCCACCCCUCCUUCCGUCCCGCCUCGCCUGGCCGCAGGGUUCAUCUACCAAACGCCGCCGUCUUCCAGUCCGGGAGCAGAUAAGAUGCGGGGGAGCUUACCUAACCUCGCCGGCGCUCCAAGUAAUCCCCGAGUUCCCAGCGCCUCCUCGCUUCGUAACAGCCAGAGCUUUGACUCUCCCGAGGGCUUGACUGGCCUGCAGUCUAACACAGCAUCCCCCAGCCUAAUGCACGCCAGGGCCCAGAGUGCGUCCCCGUCGUCACAGCAACAACCAAAGGCCACCGCCUACGUCAGCCCCACCAUCAAGGGCUCGGCCUCCGUGCCGACCUCGCUGUCGUCGGGCGGCGGCGGCAGCGGGAUCCCCACGCUACGUAAAUCGUCGUCCUUCUGUGUGUCGGCAUCACUCCGCAGCAUCCUGUCCCCGCCUGCUUACCCCGGAAGCCACACCCCUGCUGGCAAAGUGGUCCAAUCAGCAUGCAGUUUACUAACCCCUCCAAAGAGCUUGUCGGCCUUCAGCAACGUCCGCGACCGCGCGUGGAGGGACAGCCGCUACUGACGGAAAUUGAAAGUGCCGACCAAACAUUUAAUGACGACUGAUUCAGGUCUGUGCCAAAGGGGUGUCUGUCGUCCUUGCGGCUUUUUGUGCAAGGAAACACACUUUUAAAUAACUAUUUAUAGAUUUAUAAUAAAGAGCAAAGACUAUAAGUUUUCCCCUUUUAGGAAUAUGUGCCAAUAAUGCUGCUAAAAGCAAAAGUCUGCGUGGGCACUUUAACAUGUUGUAUGAGUCAGGUUUAAAUGUAAAAUGUAACUUAUUUGACUUGUUUCACCGUUAAACACUUUAAUGUUGCACGUUAAACACAACCAACACCUCGUCUUGUCUGUUUGCUAAAGUUUACACUUGAAACGUCACAGUCACGCAAUUUGUUUACCGUUAAUGCACACUUGUUUCUAUGAUUGACUUGCUGUUUGAAAAUGAUGCAUUUAUUAAAAUGAUUCUGUUCAAUUUUAUUUAUUUAUUUAUUUUUUUUACGAGGUGAAUAAUAAAA
Messenger RNA from Entelurus aequoreus (snake pipefish), 2125 nucleotides. RefSeq names its product SLAIN motif-containing protein 1-like. Gene Ontology annotation, cellular component: microtubule plus-end. NCBI's taxonomy places the organism in Eukaryota, Metazoa, Chordata, Actinopteri, Syngnathiformes, Syngnathidae. The coding region runs from base 85 to 1635 and encodes 516 amino acids. The record is from RefSeq and is a predicted model, not a curated record. Gene Ontology annotation, biological process: cytoplasmic microtubule organization; positive regulation of microtubule polymerization; microtubule nucleation. The transcript is spliced from 9 exons.